Molecule: messenger RNA, 747 nt
Organism: Cryptomeria japonica (Japanese cedar)
Lineage: Eukaryota; Viridiplantae; Streptophyta; Pinopsida; Cupressales; Cupressaceae
Exons: 1
Coding region: 1-747 (248 amino acids)
Molecular function (GO): nucleic acid binding; RNA-DNA hybrid ribonuclease activity
Source: RefSeq, a predicted model, not a curated record
AUGAUUGUUUGGCAGAUUUGGAAAGAAAGGAAUAAGCGUAUAUUCAAAGAGAUAUCUAAUCCAAUAGCGGUGGUAAUUAGCAAUCUUAAGGCUAGCAUUGAGGAAGCUCUUAGUGGUAAGUCUAAAAAUGUCAGAAAGCUCAGACUCAAUGAUUGGGAUCUGGAAAUGGAAAAGAUUUGGUCUUUUAAGAAUGUAAUCUGUCAUUAUCCAAAUAAGAAAAUAGAUAGGAAACAGGCUCGAUGGACUAAGCCUCACUACAACUGGGUAAAACUGAAUUUUGAUGGGGCCUGCAGAGGCAAUCCUGGACAGGCUGGUUAUGGGGCAGUCAUACGAGAUGAGGUAGGGAAUAUUGUGGCAAGCACUUAUGGGCAGAUUGGACAUACAACAAAUAAUGACGCAAAAAUUAGAGCCCUCAUGGCUGGGCUACUUCUUUGCAAAAAUAAAGGCUUAACUAAUGUGCAGAUUGAAGGAGAUUCUCAGAUUAUCAUAAAUGGAAUUAUUAACUCCAGGUUCACAAAUUGGCAAUUGGCCAGAUGGCUACCUCGGAUACACAAUUUGCUGCAUUCAAUCAAGCCCUAUGAGAUAUCUCACAUCUAUAGGGAAGGUAAUCGAUUGGCAGAUCUUGCCAAUUUGGGUGUCAUGUCGGAUAAGGUUGAUGUGACAGUUGACCCUGAAUCGAUAAGCUCGAAGAUUAAGGAGCUGAACAGAAUGGAUUUAAUGGAAAGGAACAGAGUUGGGAUCGGGUAA